CUCGUUACUAUGGCUGGAUUGGAGAUUGUAGUAGGAACGUAUGAAGAGUUCAUCGUGUGCUAUCGUGUCGAACCUUUACGAACCGAUUCGGAAAAGCUAUAUCUGAAGGAAUCGUUCGCCGCCCAUCUUCACACCUCGUCUGUGCGAUGUAUUGCCUCCCACGGAAAAUACGUAGCAACCGGUGGAGCCGACGAUCGUAUCUGUUUGUUGGACAUGCGAGAGGGAACGAAAGUAACAGAGUUCUUGCAUCACGAUGGGACGAUCAACACGAUUGUUUUCUCGAACAACGGAAGCCAUCUGCUAUCCGGCAGCAAUGACAGUAGCAUGGUUGCGAUCAACAUGUCCAAACUGGCCAUCGAUAAAACGUGGAAACACGCCCACAAGACGGCAGUGCAGUGCAUUUCCAUACAUCCGCAAGGAAAGAUGGCACUUACGUUGGGUAGUGACAUGACGCUUAAGACAUGGGAUUUAAUAACGGGCCGUGCUCUGUUCACCACUGUCUUGAGUAAAAACAACAAGUAUGGACGAGUAAUAAGCGACGUGCAAUGGUCACCGGACGGCGAACAUUUUGCGCUUCUGGGAAACCGGGUGGCCGAUAUCAUCAGCAUCGAGACAACGCGUUCCGUUCGUACGCUAGAUUUUGACACCAAGCCCACGGUCAUGCGUUGGCUUUCGAAGGAGGAAAUAGCGGUUGGGUUGGAAAGUGGAGCACUUAUCUUGGCCAAUAUUCACGAAGAAGAACAGCAAGAAAAAUUGCAGAUCUACGAUACACGGUUGAAGGCGAUUGCCUGUCUUGGAGAAUACAUCGCGACCGCUUCCAGUGCAGGAGACGUAUCAUUGUGGCAUCUACAUGAUAUGGAUUUCACUCAAAUCUGCACGCAACAGAUCGGCUGUCGUCCGAUUUGUUUGGCGCUAAUCAACACCAGCAAGUCUGUAGGCCAGGACAGUAUCGAGAAGGCAUCGUCAAGCAUGUUGAUAUCUGGAAAAGAGGCAAGAGAAGAGCGAGCAAUCCAGCAGGAGAGCAGCAUUGCCGCGAAAGUCGUAAAGGAACUUGCUUGGGUGAGCGUAGAAACAGAGGAUCCUGUUCAGCUAGCAGCUGCCAACCGAUUAAAAAAACGAAUGUUGAAAAAACGGAAGCUUGCCGGUUCGAAGGAAGAGGACAAGAAAAGUAGUAAUGGUUCCGUCAAGCGAGUAAAAUCGAUGGGAUUUAUUGAAGAACCAAUCGAAAAACCUUUGGCGCCCAGUAAGUCAUGCUGAGUGUG
Messenger RNA from Anopheles maculipalpis, 1262 nucleotides. Its product is annotated as p21-activated protein kinase-interacting protein 1-like. The transcript has 2 exons. The record is from RefSeq and is a predicted model, not a curated record. Gene Ontology annotation, molecular function: protein binding. Lineage: Eukaryota; Metazoa; Arthropoda; Insecta; Diptera; Culicidae. The coding region runs from base 10 to 1257 and encodes 415 amino acids.